CUCAUGUGUUGCAUUAAAGACGCGCAGAUGAUUCUUAAGUUUCUGAACAAGUAACGGAACCGGUCAGUUGCCAAAAAAAUGUUUUGUCGAAACCCGUUAGGAUUCUAGGAAUGUGAUAGGGCGGAAAAUAUGAUUCAAUUGUUGUAGUGUUUCAGAAGAGGUAUAGAAGUUAAUGCCGAGGGGAAAACAGGUUUUAUUUUACUGUGCGUCAUGAUUCCGGACUUCAGGCCGCCGCCGAGUGACAGUCAAAAAGCCGCAGCGUUUACCCCGUUACCCUCGAUGCAACUUCACUGCAGUUGAAUGGAGGCGGACCGACACUUUUAACUGAAGAGAUGAAUUACGGCGUCCCGGCUAACUCGCUGUUACUUUUCCGUGCCUGCGAUGAGGGGGACUACGAAACCGCCCGGGGGAUCCUGGAGCCCGGCGCCCCGAAAGAAUCCGGACGGCAGAGCAGGCUGCGGUCAGAGGCGGGGUCGGAGUACACCACCGCGGUCACGUUGUCUCUGGUACCGGUGGACUCCACGGACGAGGAGGGGAACACCGCCUUACAGUUCGCUUCGGCCAGUGGUCACGAGAACCUGGUCCGGUUUUUGUUACGGAAGGGUACGUCGGUGGAUAGCCGCAACAACUACGGCUGGACCCCGCUGAUGCAGGCUGCGAGGUUUGGUCACCUGAAUGUUGCCCACAUCCUGUUGGAGAACGGGGCAGAGAUCAAUGGGCGCAACAGGCUGGGUGCGAGUGUUCUCACUAUGGCGGCCCGAGGGGGACACACUCAUGUAGUGAAGCUUCUCCUGGAGAGCGGGGCCUACGUCGACGACUACGAUCAUCUGGCCGUGGCUGCAGAGGCGGUCUCAAGCGGCAACAACAACAACAACAACAGCUGCAGCGCGGCUGGUUUUGGUGGAGGUGAAGGCUGUCUAGGAGGUGGCGGGAGAGAAUUCAUGGACAUCACAGCCCUGAUGGUGGCGUCUCAGCAUGGCCAUGAGGCCUCGGUGCGUCUGCUGCUGGAGUGGGGCUCUGAUGUCAACUUUUCCCAGAAGACCACUGGCUGGGGACCACUGAUGAUAGCCACCCUCAGUGGAAAGGUGGCCGUGGCUCAGCAGCUGGUGGAGCGCGGAGCUGACCCGGACCGGGUUAAUGUUCUGUCCAAGACGGCCUUUGAACUAGCCAUGCAGCUUAAACAGAGAGACAUCAAGGCCUUUUUGGACUCCAUCACCACCAUCCGACCGCAGACCGACGAUGAAAAGAGACGACCAGACGUGUUCAGUGCACUCAAGUUAGGAAACUCCCAGCUAGUCAAGGAGAUCUUGGAGGAAGAUCCCACUCAGGUGAAUUCGUCCAAUCAGGAGGGAGCGUCACCUCUCAUGAUAGCGGCGGUGAGCGGUCAGCUGGAAGUGGUGCAGCUGAUGGUCGAGAAGAAGGCCGACAUUGACAAGCAAGACGGCGUCCACGGGUGGACCGCUCUGAUGCAGGCCACCUAUCAUGGUAAUAAAGACAUUGUCAAGUACCUGUUGAGUCAAGGAGCUGACGUCAACCUUCGAGCUAAGAACGGAUACACAGCAUUUGAUUUGGUGAUGUUGCUGAACGACCCAGACACAGAGUUGGUGCGCCUGUUGGCAUCGGUGUGUAUGCAAGUAGACAAGGACAAGUCCAAGCAUCGAACCUUGCUGACUCGCUCUAAAAGCAGACAGUCGCUCAACAACGUCCCGGUUCCCCCCGACGACAAGGGAGGCCUUAAGUCCUGGUGGAGCCGGAUGUCCAAUCGGUUCAGACGGCUGAAGUUGACUCACACCCUGAGACACGGCCUUUCGUCCAACCGCUUGGCGCCGUUUCCCGACGAUGCUGACGCCUCACUGGAUGCCACAAUGAAGGCGAACAAGAAGCCUGUGUCUGCCGUGUCCAAUGGAGCGCUGGCUCUGACUCCUGCCCUGGGGGGGAAUGACGUCAGCACAGCGUGGGCAGGCAAGAGCAACGAUGCUGGGCUUUGCAGGCCAAACACGGAAAAGGAGGACUUUCUUAUAACCACAAUGCUCAGAAGUGGUGCGCCCUUGACCCGGCUUCCCAAUGACAAGCUUAAAGCGGUCAUACCUCCCUUCCUUCCUCCAUCCAACUUUGAACCAUGGAACUCGGACCGCUCGCGUCUCCUUGGGGAGGGAAAGAGCGAAGCGCCCCGCCUGCCCAUGCCACCCCAGAGGAAGCUGAACAGCAGUGGAAACUCAGAUAUUACGUCUAUCAGUCGCGUGGUUAGCAGGUCCAUUAAGUUUCCCAGCAUCCCCAAGGGGCCCUCCUCCUCCUCGCCUUCAAACUCUGGUCACUACCACUCUCCCCACUCCUCAGGAGGCUCCAACGGGGUCGCAGGGAUCAACCGGGACUCCCAUAACCGCUCAGGGGGCAGUGCAGACAGCGUUCUCUCCCAGAUAGCCGCCCAAAGGAAGAGGGCGGCUGGCCUGAUGGAUGCCAAGGCCCAGGCUCCGGAGAAACAGCCCAGCCAGACACAAAGUCAAACCUCAACGCCACCAUCGGCACAAGGCCUGCCGCUACCGGAUGUCAACCUGCCUGAGAUCCACUCCCACCCCAGCCUGGUGGCUCCCGACAUCCACUCGAGAAGGAAGAUGGAGUUGAAGAAGAGGCCGCAGUCUGGGAAUUCUUCCACAUCCAAGAGCACGUCUCCCACUUUGACGCCUUCUCCUUCCGCGACGCCCAAGCCCCCCACUGGGCCAGGAGACUCUCUGUCCUCGGCCUCUUCCCAUCCUCGCUCCAAGAGCAGCGGGGGCUCCAGCAGUGGAACCAUAACUGAUGAAGAUGAGCUGUCUGGUAUAUUGAAGAAACUGUCCCUCGAGAAGUACCAUCCAAUAUUUGAGGAACAGGAGGUGGACAUGGAGGCUUUCCUGACUCUAACAGAUGGAGACCUGAGGGAGCUUGGCAUUAAAACGGACGGACCCAGACAGCAGAUUUUAGCCGCCAUAUCAGAGCUCAAUGCUGGAAAGGUGCAUUUGAUUGAACAUGGCCGAGAGAGGCAGAUCCUUCAAGAGACCAUCCAUAACUUCCAGUCGUCCUUUGGCAGCAGCGCUAGUAACCAAAGACAAGCAGGUGAACCACGCUCACCAACAGGUUGGAUGAGACACCAGGUUCGUACCCCCAACAAAAGAUAACCCAGCAGCCCUGACGUCCACCAGGAAGUACCCCAAAGGCACACUCAAGUGUCCAGAUGCCAGUGACACGAGUCAUAAGGAGUCUACUACUGGCCUGUGUGCCAGAAGAUGCUGGAGCAACAAAGACCAGAUAAACCCUGAUACCCUGCCUUUGCAGAACCCUCCAGGAGCAAACUGCAUUAAAGUGAACCUCGGGUGGAUCCUAAAGGAGGCGAGCUGAGACAGUGCUGGCUCAGUCCAGUGCCCUGACGCUGACAGACCAAGCAUGUGAUGUGUGGCAAAUGCCGAUUUUUGUUUUUGCCCCCGAGACAAGGUUUUCACAUUCUGCUGCUAAUUCAGCGCAGAGGGUUCUGUAAGAGGAGGAUAUCAAAUACGUGGGAGACACUGCUAUUUUAUCCAAACAAAUGUGAAAGAUGCAGCAUAUGUAUUGUAUAAAUGCUACGGUAAGUCAGGAGAAAAGAAGAGGGCGAUAACAUUAUAGUAGCACACUAUAUAACAAUUAAAUGCAAUAAAACAGGUGUUUCAAUCAUA
Pungitius pungitius (ninespine stickleback) is the source of this 3683-nucleotide messenger RNA. Its product is annotated as ankyrin repeat and SAM domain-containing protein 6-like. The record is from RefSeq and is a predicted model, not a curated record. The transcript has 18 exons. Bases 333 to 3152 code for a protein of 939 amino acids. Gene Ontology annotation, cellular component: nucleus; cytoplasm. Gene Ontology annotation, biological process: innate immune response. Gene Ontology annotation, molecular function: protein binding. NCBI's taxonomy places the organism in Eukaryota, Metazoa, Chordata, Actinopteri, Perciformes, Gasterosteidae.